GCAAUUCUAUGGCUCCAGCAAACCUGAUUAUGCACAGCUCAGGGCCUCGACUCCUUCGAAUAUUGGCGCUACACCCGGCUUUCAACGCUGCUUCUACCACCUCACCAUCAGACCCAAACGGCAGCACCAUGGCCUUGUGGAUUGGUGACCUUGUUCAUGUUUUUGGUUGUUACGUCCGCUGGUGGUCUCCUUUGUGAAGGAGCUCACCAGUUUGGUGGUACUCGGUUGUUAUGUCCGCUGAUGGUCUCCUUUGCGAAGGAUCUCACCAGUCUGGUGGUACUCGGUGUUUCGUUCACAGGCAGUCUCUUUUUCGAAGGAGCUUGCCUGUUUCGUGUUCUUGGUUCCCAUUUCAUUGUUUUCAUGGGCUAAGGCUCGAGCAUCGCUGCAGGCACGCUGUUCUGCGAAAUAGCGGACCUCGUUUGUUGUGCUCACCUGAUGCUUGCGUUUCGUUCCUACAGUCUGUGGUUCUUUGUUUCUUGGUGGAUGAUUCGUACGCUCCCAUUGUGCUCGAUAUCUUCUCACUGCUACUGACCUGUAACUUUCCAUACACCCCAUGGUCCGUGUACCAUGUCUCACUUUCCCGUUACGUAUUUCUCAUUUGUUCACAUGUUCUUUCAUCGUCAUUACUGACGCACAUGUCUCAUGAGUUGUUUCAUAAUACUCCUUUGGACGGCAGUGAUUCCCAAAGGAGUCAUACACUGCACUGGAUUUUCGAGGUACACGUCAAUGCUAACUGUUUUCAUUCAAUUGUGUACCCUGCGAAGAGUCGCUACUCCGCGAGACGCACUCAACAGUGUGGUUACAAUGGUAUGAGCCUUCGCAGCCACAGCGCAUGGUUCGCCAUGUCAGGGCUGCGGACCCGGCCGUUCCUUAUUGGGACCUGGCGCCGAUAACAUCACCACCACCACCACCAUCUCCAGAUUUAGUGACGAAGU
Molecule: messenger RNA, 935 nt
Organism: Desarmillaria tabescens
Lineage: Eukaryota; Fungi; Basidiomycota; Agaricomycetes; Agaricales; Physalacriaceae
Exons: 1
Coding region: 231-893 (220 amino acids)
Source: RefSeq, a predicted model, not a curated record